AUGUACAUUCUUAGAAUCAGAACUAAUCAGACAAAAUGCUUGAUCUCUCAGGUUAAUCAUAACGGAGCCUUAUCAAGACGAUUUUUCUCAAGAUCCGUAUGUUGUUGCAAGCCUAUCGUCCAGAUCAAAGAUGUCCAACAGUUGCCGCACAAAAUCUCACCCACAUACACAAAAGAUCCUUCAACUGCUCCUAAAAAUACCCUAUACCACCUUUCAUGGCCCAAAGACCAACAUCCUCGCAACGUCUUUUUGGUCAAGAAACCAUGGCAGCCCCACGUUCGUCAGGCCAUGGUAGACUUUAUUCUAUUCCUCGCCCAAAAAUAUCCAAAAGUCAACGUUAUUGUUGAGCCUGAUGUUGCAGAAGAAAUAGAGCCAGACUUUGCCUUUGUCAAGCAACCAAACCUCCCGUCCUCCAUUUCUCUUUACACAACAACUGCAGACUUAAAUCUCCAACGAAUUUAUCACAAGUCCGAUCUGCUAGUGACUUUUGGCGGUGAUGGAACUAUUCUUAAGGCUGUUUCCAUGUUUUCUUCCGUCCAAGCUGCUAAGUCAACUUCCUCCACUACCAAUACAAACCUCGUUGCGGUCCCUCCACCUGUUCUCUCCUUUUCCCUCGGUACCUUGGGAUUUCUCAUGCCUUUCCAUAUUACAGAUGCUCAUUCCGUUUUUGCUAAAGUCCAUGAUGGUACUGCUCCUGUCAUGCACCGCCGCAGACUCAAAUGCUCCGUGUAUAAAGACGCACGUACCCAUAAGGUCUGGCCCACAGGUGUGCCUCCCCCAGUUUUUGCUAAUCCUUCUUCCGAUCCCACUGCUUCACUAGAACAACAACAGCACACGGCCUCGGUCCCAGAAUCAGUCACAUUUGCAAUGAACGACAUUAAUAUACAUCGUGGGCCAGAUCCCCAUCUAACAUACCUCGACAUUACUGUCAAUGCUCACUAUCUAACCACAGCCAUUGCCGAUGGUGUGAUUAUUGCAACACCUACAGGCUCAACUGCAUAUUCGCUUUCAUCUGGUGGUUCUAUCAUCCAUCCGGCCGUCCCUUGUACCCUCAUCACACCCAUUUGCCCGCGCUCGCUAUCUUUCCGACCCCUUGUUUUCCCUGGAGACUCUACUAUUGAAAUCGCAGUCUCUCCACUAACCCGUGGUCAGUCGACCGAAAUCUCCAUCGACGGCGCAAAUAAAGGCGUCUUGAGUCCUGGAGACAAAAUUGUUAUUGAGCCAGAAGAUGAUGGCCCUGUGCCGGGGGCUCAUUCAGGUAUCUGGUGCGUCGCAAAGUCUGCAGGCGACUGGAUCGGACAUCUCAAUGGUCUUUUGGGCUUCAACUCAAAGUUUGGAGCAAAACCCUGA
Molecule: messenger RNA, 1350 nt
Organism: Magnusiomyces paraingens
Lineage: Eukaryota; Fungi; Ascomycota; Dipodascomycetes; Dipodascales; Dipodascaceae
Exons: 3
Coding region: 1-1350 (449 amino acids)
Biological process (GO): NADP+ biosynthetic process; NAD+ metabolic process
Molecular function (GO): NAD+ kinase activity
Source: RefSeq, a predicted model, not a curated record